AUGGCGACCGAAUCUCCGAAUUUUGUUAAAAAAAUUGUUAUUCAUCUAAGAGCUACUGGAGGUGCUCCAAUUCUGAAACAAUCUAAGUUCAAGGUUUCGGGGACUGACAAGUUUGCGAAAGUGAUUGAGUUUCUAAGACGCCAACUUCAUUCUGACUCACUGUUUGUCUAUGUAAACAGCGCUUUCUCGCCAAACCCCGAUGAAUCAGUAAUUGAUCUAUACAAUAACUUUGGGUUUGAUGGUAAACUGGUGGUUAACUAUGCUUGUUCCAUGGCAUGGGGUUGA
Molecule: messenger RNA, 285 nt
Organism: Arabis nemorensis
Lineage: Eukaryota; Viridiplantae; Streptophyta; Magnoliopsida; Brassicales; Brassicaceae
Source: the annotation of a GenBank genome assembly